Messenger RNA from Prunus armeniaca (apricot), 1467 nucleotides. Lineage: Eukaryota; Viridiplantae; Streptophyta; Magnoliopsida; Rosales; Rosaceae. The record is from the annotation of a GenBank genome assembly.
AUGGCAAAGCAAGAACAGAACUGUGAAGGAAGCUCAGUCGUCUCUGAUCUCAUCAACUUCCUCAACGCUUCUCCCACUGCUUUCCACGCCGUCGACGAGGCGAAGAAGCGCCUGCAAAACGCAGGGUACGAGCCAGUUUCAGAAAGAGAAGAUUGGAAAUUGGAAGCUGGUAAAAAGUAUUUCUUCACCAGGAACUACUCCACCAUUGUCGCUUUCGCAAUCGGUAAAAAAUAUGUUGCUGGAAACGGAUUCCAUAUAGUUGGUGCUCAUACUGAUAGUCCUUGUCUCAAAUUGAAACCCGUCUCCAAGGUAGCUAAAGGUGGGUACUUGGAAGUGGGUGUCCAAACCUAUGGAGGUGGCUUAUGGCAUACAUGGUUCGACCGUGACUUGACGAUUGCAGGAAGGGUGAUAGUAAGAGAAGAAAAAGAUGGCUCUGUUUCUUAUUCACAUAAACUUGUCAGAAUUGAGGAGCCCAUAAUGCGGAUCCCUACUCUGGCAAUUCACUUAGACAGGGAUGUCAAAGAUGCAUUUAAGGUGAAUACACAGAGUCAUCUUCUUCCUGUCUUGGCAACAUCAAUCAAGGCAGAGCUCAAUAAAGUGGUUGCUGAAAAUGGUCAGGCCGAUAGCGAUGCUCAGACUCAUGGAAAGAAAUCUAAUGAGAGAACCACCUCAAAUAACUCAAAGCAUCACUCACUUUUACUACAGCUACUUGCAGAUCAGCUUGGAUGUGAACCAGAACAUAUAAGCGAUUUUGAAUUGCAAGCAUGUGAUACUCAACCAAGCAUAGUAGCUGGUGCCACAAAAGAAUUUAUUUUCUCAGGAAGGCUUGAUAAUCUCUGCAUGUCAUUUUGUUCUCUAAAGGCAUUGAUAGAAUCUUCUGAAAGCAACCUUGAAGAUGAGACUGGUGUUAGAUUGGUGGCUUUGUUUGAUCAUGAGGAGGUUGGAUCUGAUUCCUCCCAGGGGGCUGGAUCUCCAGCCAUGUUAAAUACUCUUUCACGAAUUACAAACUCCUUUGCCGCAGAUUCUAAGCUGCUUGAGAAAGCAAUCCAGAGGAGCUUUCUUGUGUCUGCUGACAUGGCGCAUGCCUUACAUCCUAAUUACAUGGACAAACAUGAAGACAAUCAUCAGCCCAAGUUGCACGGGGGACUUGUGAUCAAACACAAUGCAAAUCAACGCUAUGCAACCAAUGCUGUCACUUCCUUAAUAUUCAGGGAGAUAGCAAGGAAUCAUAACCUGCCAGUCCAGGAUUUUGUGGUUCGUAAUGACAUGGCAUGUGGUUCAACCAUCGGUCCCAUUCUUGCAAGUGGAGUGGGAAUACGUACAGUUGAUGUAGGAGCACCGCAGCUGUCAAUGCACAGCAUACGAGAAAUGUGUGCUGUUGAUGAUGUGCGGUAUUCAUAUGAGCAUUUCAAAGCCUUUUUCCAGGAGUUCUCUCAUCUGGAUGAAAAGAUUAAAGUGGAUGCGUAG